Aspergillus viridinutans is the source of this 933-nucleotide messenger RNA. It is a transcript of the gene dprA, whose product is annotated as putative cell surface protein. The transcript has 3 exons. The coding region runs from base 1 to 933 and encodes 310 amino acids. NCBI's taxonomy places the organism in Eukaryota, Fungi, Ascomycota, Eurotiomycetes, Eurotiales, Aspergillaceae. The record is from RefSeq and is a predicted model, not a curated record.
AUGUCCCACAUGAUGCACAAGGUGAAGGAGGCCUUGAGUGGCCACCAUGGUGAACACCAUGCUGAAUCCAGCACAACGAACAAUGGCCCCCAUGAUACCAAGGCUGCCAACAAGGCCGAUCCUCGGGUCGAUAGCGACCGUGACAACCGCGCUCGCACUGAGGCCAUGGGAGGUACUGCUGGCCCUCACACAACUGACACUGCCAACAAGCUCGACCCUCGUGUAGACAGCGACAGAGACAACCGUGGAAAUCCCACUUCUGGCUCCUAUGGAACCAGUGGAAACCCCACUGCUGGCUCUGGAACUGGAAACCCCAUUGCUGGCUCCGGAACCAGUGGAAACCCAACUUCUGGCUCCUUUGGUACCCAGAACACCUACGAAACCACUAGCAACACCUAUGGAUCUAAGAACACUUAUGAAAAUACGAGCACCAGUGCUGGUCCCCACGGCUCCAACAUUGCCAACAAGCUAGACCCUCGUGUGGACAGUGACAGGGACAACCGUGGCGCUACCGGCGGCGGCGGCUACGGCACAGGCACUGCCGCUGGCGACACUUACGGCAGCGGCAGCUCCAACGUCGGACCUCACGACUCCAACAUUGCCAACAAGCUCGACCCACGGGUUGACUCCGACGCGGACAACCGCGCCCGUCACGCCGCCAUGGGCGGAACCGCCGGACCGCACGACUCCAACAUUGCCAACAAGCUUGAUCCACGCGUCGACAGUGACCGGGAUAACCGUGGUCUGGGUACUGGCACUGGCACCGACACUGGCACUGCACCAGCUGGAAGCAGCUACACUGGCACUGGCGUUGGUACUGGUGCUGGAACCACGGCUGGUCCUCAUAGCUCCAACGUCGCCAACAAGCUCGACCCUCGUGUCGAUUCCGACUUGGACAACAGAGGCACCAUGGGAACUCAGCGUGGUUACUAA